AUGUAUGAUGUCCCUGUGGUUUUAUGGACCUUUUGUACGGCCAAUAUAAAUGUAAGGCCCAUGCUAUUAUACAUUUGUAACGAUACUUUUAUCUACAGUUUUGGUAGGAGCCAUGGCAUGUGACGGUGCCCCAGCAGGCUGGAGGGAUGUUUUUGAGACAGAGAUCCGUGAAGUGUUCAAAGCUAAAGACGACUGGACAUUGACCCAGGUUGAUGACUUACCCAACAUCAAUCAAGCCAAGGACCGUGGGUGGAAACAGUUCAAAGACAAAGCUAAGGUUCGGUUUGAGUGCGGGAGGUGUGACCACGUCUGGACGUCCGUCAGGGGUCUCGUCAGCUUCCACUACCGCCUCAAGGAGACAGGUGAAAUAAAAAUGUGGCUUCUUAGACAGAAGUGCCAUUCUUGCAAGGAUGAUUUUGAGUCUCCGGGGUGGUACAGAGAAGAGAAGGUCAAGGUGAUGCAGAAUCUCCAAGAGAAGAUCGAAGAGAAGUUCUACACCACGAGUGGUGGCCCUAGAGGUUUGAACUUGGGUCAGAGAUCGGCAAACAUGACAAGCAAACAUGAGACCGACCUUUGUGAAGCAUGUCAGGAGGGCAUUUGUAGUCAGGCCGGUUCAGUAGAGUUAAAUGAUCUCGGCUAUGAUGAGGAUACAAAUGAUGACGAUUAUGAUGAAGAGCCUGAUUGUCAUGAUGAUUAUUGGGAUGACCAUGAGGAAUCAUAUGAUGAUGAUGACCGUUAUAGUGAGGCAGACUACAGGGAUCUCUAUGAGGAUCAGUAUGAUCCCUAUGAGGAUCAAUAUGAUGAUGAUCUCUAUGAGGAUCGAGAUGAUUACGACUAG
Branchiostoma floridae (Florida lancelet) is the source of this 838-nucleotide messenger RNA. Its product is annotated as receptor-transporting protein 3-like. Gene Ontology annotation, biological process: protein insertion into membrane; protein targeting to membrane. The record is from RefSeq and is a predicted model, not a curated record. Lineage: Eukaryota; Metazoa; Chordata; Leptocardii; Amphioxiformes; Branchiostomatidae. The transcript has 2 exons. Gene Ontology annotation, molecular function: olfactory receptor binding. Bases 113 to 838 code for a protein of 241 amino acids.